Sinocyclocheilus grahami is the source of this 3365-nucleotide messenger RNA. RefSeq names its product anoctamin-7-like. Gene Ontology annotation, cellular component: plasma membrane. Gene Ontology annotation, biological process: chloride transmembrane transport. The transcript is spliced from 24 exons. Bases 464 to 3274 code for a protein of 936 amino acids. NCBI's taxonomy places the organism in Eukaryota, Metazoa, Chordata, Actinopteri, Cypriniformes, Cyprinidae. The record is from RefSeq and is a predicted model, not a curated record. Gene Ontology annotation, molecular function: chloride channel activity; protein dimerization activity.
CUUUAACAGGAAACAGGAUAUAUGCAUUCUUUUUGUAAAGUGUGUUUACUUGGGUUUUUCCUUGCUGAAGAUGAAAGUAUAGGCUCGUAUGCCAGAGGAUUUACGGUAAGUGUCCCUCUAGAGUGCUGAGGAGACAGUGGGAUGCAGUGAAUGAGAGGGAGGGAGAGUGCAGAGAUGCUGCAGAACCACUUCUGCCCUUGUUUAGUCUUAUCCGCAUAUAGAGGCACUUAGUGCAUUUCCUCUGUCUCCUCUCCUGCAGCUCUUCUUUGGGGGAGGAAUGCACUUACACUUUUAUCACAAAUUUAAUUUGUGCAUAAUUUAUUGGACGCUGAUGUUCUGCAGGAGUGCCUGGACUGGAACGUGGGACUGUGUACAUAGAUCAGUUGUACUGAAGCACUGAAUGGGAGUUAAACGACCUAGUCUCUUCUAGCUUCACCUCAGCGUUUGAUUCUAGCUGUCUAUCAUGCUGAAGAAGAGGAACCCUGAGGUGCUGAUGGACCGGGAGGUUCUGCUGGAUCUGGACUACUGCGGCGACACUCAUGGUCCAGAGAGUUAUGGAAGCCUGCAAAAUGGGGGCUUCAUCCCUCCCAGAUAUUUGACCACUGCGGCUAAUGAUGAGGAUGAUGACCCCAUAUAUGUUUAUUGUGAGCGGACCUCAAGCCCACCUGUUCAGCCCCCAGGCAACUACUUCAGAGACGGCCAAACAAAAAUAGACUUUGUCCUGGUGUGGGAGGUGAAGGUGCGUCGUAAGCGUCGAAGUCGGGGACAGUCGCAAGGACAGGCGGCAGAGGAUGCAGUAGAAGCAGCACAGGAGGACAGCAGGUCAGAGAGAAGAAAAGCGCAGCUGGCCCAAUGGAGGGACAAAUUCAUCCAGAACCUCCAGAGUGCUGGACUGUUGAUGGAAAAGGAAGAAUCAUCCAGUGUAAAGAAGACUGUACACUAUCUGAAGCUCCAUGCUCCAUGGGAUGUGUUGGUGUACUACGCUGAGGAGUUAUGUCUUAGGGCACCUCUGCAGGUACAGCCACACCCAGACUACAACACCUCUGCUCGAGUUCUUCAGAAGCUCUGGGUGCCGAACAUCAUGAAAGACUCAGUCCCCAACCGUCCUGUGGACUACUACACAUGUGCCUUCCGCAAGUCCAAAAUGGAAAAGUUUCUGGGCUCUGAUGACCGUGAAAACUACUUCACCAACACACAAAGACACCGCAUUGUGUAUGAAAUCUUAGCAAGGACUGUGUAUGGCAGGAGGAAGCGUGCAGAAGUUGGAGUCGCCCGUCUGCUGAAUGAGGGGGCUUUUACGGGUGCAUUCCCUCUGCACGAGGGCCCUUUUGAGCUCCCAAGUUGUGACAUCCAGCCUGAUCAGUUGAACAAGAGGCAGGUACUGUACCACUAUUGGUCCAACUGGUUAAAAUGGUAUAAGUACCAGCCUCUGGAUCACAUCCGUGAAUACUUUGGAGAGAAGAUUGCGCUUUAUUUUGCAUGGUUGGGAUUUUACACAGCCUGGCUCUUGCCUGCUGCAUUGGUUGGGACGUGUGUCUUUGUUUUGGGUAUUUUGACAAUGGGAUCCAAUACCCCAGCGAAGGAAAUCUGUGAGAGUGGAGGACUUUAUCUAAUGUGUCCUCUGUGUGAAACCUGUAAACCCUGGAAUAUAUCAGACAUCUGUCCCAUGGCCAAGGUGGGUUACCUGUUUGAUCAUCCCGGCACUGUCUUCUUCAGUGUGUUCAUGUCUUUGUGGGCUGUCACGUUCCUGGAAUACUGGAAACGCAAGAAUGCCACUCUCGCUCACCACUGGGACUGCAUGGAUUUCCAUGAAGAGGAGGAACCACCACGUCCUGAGUUUGCUGCCAUGGCCCCUGCGAUGGAGGAAAACCCAGUUACAGGAGUAAAAGAACCCUACUUCCCUGAAAAAGCGCGGAUUUCACGCAUGCUGACUGGCUCUAUGGUCAUUGUUAUAAUGCUGUGUGUAGUGAUGAUCUUCUUGGUCACAGUGAUCAUAUACCGCAGUAUAGUGAGUGUAAUGAUGUUUGAAACUGGGAGUUCUGUUCUGCGUACUCAGGCUGGGAAUAUUGCCAAUAUCUCCAGCAGUUUGGUGAACCUGGCUUUGAUCUUGCUGAUGGGGCAGGUCUACACAGCGCUGGCAGAACAGCUCACUAAAUGGGAAAUGCACAGGACACAGACACAAUAUGAAGAUGCCUUUACAUUCAAAGUCUUCAUCUUCCAAUUUGUCAACUUUUACUCGUCGCCCUUCUAUGUAGCCUUCUUCAAGGGCAGAUUUGUGGGCUAUCCUGGUCAUUAUGGCACACUGUUUGGGAUGCGGAAUGAGGAUUGCGGACCAGGAGGUUGUCUGAUAGAACUGGCUGAGCAGCUCUGCAUCAUCAUGGUGGGAAAACAACUUAUCAACAACGUUCAGGAGUUUGUCAUCCCUAAAAUAAAGUCUUGGAGACAGAAACGGGCCUUAUCAUCUGUGAAAAAGGCCCAGAAGGCAGAGGAGCGUAAGUGCUGGGAGCAGGACUAUGAGUUGAUUCCAUGUGAGGGGCUUUUUGAUGAGUAUCUGGAGAUUGUCCUGCAGUUUGGCUUCAUCACCAUUUUUGUGGCAGCCUUCCCUCUGGCUCCUCUCUUCGCCCUGUUGAAUAACUGGGUGGAAGUAAGGCUGGACGCUUAUAAGUUUGUGUGUGAAUACCGGAGACCAGUGGCAGAGCGAGCCCAGCACAUCGGUGUGUGGUUCAUCAUACUAGAGGCGCUGUCCCACGUGUCUGUCAUAGUCAAUGCUUUCCUCAUUGCAUUUACCUCAGAUUUUUUGCCUCGCCUGUUGUACCAGUACAAGUUUAACAAUGACCUGCAUGGUUAUGUCAACUUCACGCUGGCUUACUCUCCACCCAGUUACAACUACUCCAGUCAUACCGUAUGCAGAUAUAAAGCAUUUCGAGAUGAAAAUGGAAAAUACACACUGGUGUAUUGGGAGCUUCUGGCUGCAAGACUGGGCUUUAUCAUUGCCUUUGAGCAUGUGGUGUUCUUUGUCCUGCGUGUCAUCGACUGGAUGGUUCCAGACAUCCCUGAGUCCUUGGAGCUGAAGAUCAAGCGGGAGCGUUACCUGGCUAAACAGGCACUGGCUGAUAAACAGGAGGCCCUGCUGGGGAUUGAAGAGAACACUUGGAUCAUCUUCGCUCGAGAGGAACACAAGGCAGUCAUGGACACUAUAACACCUCAGCCACAAUCCUGGAUGACUUGGAUUUGCACACUGGAGUUGGACCCUAUCCAGCCCACAGUCCACUGAUACAAAUGAGUACCCAUGUGCCUCCUGAGCCAUGCUCCCCGGCUAUGGAUUCUCUCCUGUCCUUGAUUUCCAGCCUCACCUCCAAGCGUUC